Molecule: messenger RNA, 1809 nt
Organism: Mercurialis annua (annual mercury)
Lineage: Eukaryota; Viridiplantae; Streptophyta; Magnoliopsida; Malpighiales; Euphorbiaceae
Product: G-type lectin S-receptor-like serine/threonine-protein kinase LECRK2
Exons: 1
Coding region: 1-1809 (602 amino acids)
Biological process (GO): protein phosphorylation; recognition of pollen
Molecular function (GO): ATP binding; protein kinase activity
Source: RefSeq, a predicted model, not a curated record
AUGGCUACCACCAAAUUUCUUUCAUUUCUUGUCAUACUAACAAAUUUGUAUAGCUUAUUGCAUGCCCAGAUUCCACAAAAUAUUAGCUUAGGAUCCGGUAUUACCGCCGGCACCAAUGUUACUUGGCGGUCAAUCUCCGGCGAAUUUGCAUUCGGUUUCUACCCUCUCCAUAAUAAUCUAUACCUCAUGGGAAUUUGGUUCGACAAAAUCCCGGAAAAAACACUAAUCUGGUCAGCCAACCGAAACUCUCCUGCAGAACCUGGAUCCACCAUCCGACUAACUUUUGCCGGUCAGCUUUUCUUGACAUACUCCAACGGUACUGUUCGUCCUGUAUACAACGGUGCAGCUGCAGGUUUAGGCUUCAUGCAAAAUGAUGGCAAUUUUGUGUUGAGAGAUGACAGUUCAAGAAUUGUCUGGCAGAGCUUUGAUUCUCCGACGGAUUCGCUCGUGCCAGGUCAGGUUCUGAGGAAUGGCCAGAAGAUUUAUUCUAACGUGAAAGGGAGUUCCGAUUACUCGGUCGGGAACUUCAUGUUGGAAAUGCAAUAUGAUGGGAAUUUGGUGCUGUCUGCUUAUAAAUUUUCUGAUCCUGGUUAUUGGUAUACAGGAACUCUAGUUGGCAAUGUGAGUCUAGUGUUUAAUCCUGACGCUAGUCUGUACCUUGUGAAUAGUACUAAUGAUGAAAUUUACUCGUUGAGAACGAAUUUCUCGGCUCCUGUCGGGGAGUUUUAUUAUCGUGCAACGAUUGAUGAUCGCGGGAAUUUCCGACAUUUUGUUUAUCGUAAAUCUAACGGAACUAGAUGGGCGAGUGUGUGGCAAGCUGUGGAUGAACCUUGCUUUGUGAAUUCUGUGUGUGGUGUCAAUGGCUUUUGUACUUCUCCUGAUAAUAAAACAGUGAAUUGUGGUUGUAUACCGGGUUAUGUUCCGUUGGAUCGUGAUGAUGUUUCGAAAGGGUGUCGUCCGGAAACUGUAGUGAACUAUUGUGCAGAUGCUUCGGUGAGGAACUUCGAAGUACAAGUGAUUGAUGAUGCGGAUUUUCCUUUUGAGGGUUUCGCGGAUUUGAGUCGAGUAUUGAAUGUUGACGAGGAGGGAUGUAAAGAAGCUCUUAUGAACGACUGCUAUAGUUUGGCGGCUUCUUUGAUCGAUUCUAGAUGCAACAAGAAAAGAGCGCCCCUGCUAAAUGCUAGAAAGAGCGCGUCUACUAAAGGAAGAAAGGCGUUCGUCAAGGUACCAAUGAAGAUUAGCAAUCCUGAAAUUCCGAAAGAUAGCAAGGAAAAUGAUUUUAAUGUUGGAGCGUUUCUCAAGAUUAGUCUAAUUGUUAGUGUUGUAUUUGCUUCUGUGUUCGGAGCCACUGCCUUCUAUUACCAUCCCACUUCCCGGAGACUUUUUAUCCGGGGGGGCUACUCUUCUAAUACGAAUACCAUCGGAAUUAACUUUCGAGAAUUCAACUACUCAGAAUUGCAUGAAGCAACCAACGGGUUUAGCAGGACAUUAGGCAGAGGAUCCUCUGCUAAAGUUUACGGAGGAACUCUACGCUUCAAGGACGUACAGAUUGAUAUUGCAGUGAAGAAGCUAGUGAAAGAUAUUGAAAAAAGCGAUGAGGAGUUCAGGGCGGAGCUGAAGAUAAUAGGCCGUACACACCACAAGAACUUAGUAAGAUUAUUGGGAUUCUGUGCUGAAAACAAUCAGAGGCUUCUAGUUUUCGAGUUGAUGGCCAAUGGGUCGCUAUCUAAUCUUCUAUUUGGGGAGGGAGUAAAAGCAAGGUGGAACCUGAGGGCAGAAUUGGUGCUCGGAAUUGCGAGAGGAUUGUGA